This is a messenger RNA of Dibothriocephalus latus, 117 nucleotides long. Lineage: Eukaryota; Metazoa; Platyhelminthes; Cestoda; Diphyllobothriidea; Diphyllobothriidae. The record is from the annotation of a GenBank genome assembly.
AUGGUGGAUGCCAUCGUGGAGUUUGUCUCCUCCGCCUCUCGCCUGCGCGUACACAUUCCCCGCGAGAACUGCCUGUGCACUGCUGUCGCUAGUGGCUUGGUCUGUCCCCGAGCCUCA